UUGCCCUGUCAGUGUCACAAAAAGUAUCAAACAAGUUCUUUCUUUCGAUCUCACUCUUAUUUCAGUGUCUAGGAGAUGCCCUUCUGCAGUGUUGGGUGCAGCACUCGCAGCAGAGUUUCAAAUCAAACCAUUGCUUUUUGUUGAUGAUACAUGGAUAACCCUUCUGGUUUCCCUUCUAAUUACAUGCUUCUUGAGGCCACUGGUGACUCUGAAACUGACUGCAAUCCCACUAUGGAAGAACAUGGUUGUGAAAUUGGCAGAGAAGAUGAUGAUGCUCAAUCUUGCAUCCACGAUACUUCUGAGACGUGUAAUGAGUUUUGGAAUAAUGAUCAUGAUGCAGAUGAUGUUGAUGAUGAUGAUGGUGAUGAGAAGAAAUGUGAGGUUCACGGAACAUCAUACUGUGAUGAUGAUGAUGAUGAUCAGAUGCAAGAACACCAGAAGUUCUGUGUGUCUGAUGAGUCAGGCCAUGAAGUGUUGGAUGAGAUGGAAAAGAACAGGAGGUUCUGGGAAGCUUGUUUGGCAUCGUGAUUAGGUUUGAAGUAAUUCCCUUUUUCUGAAUCACACUGCUCUGGCUUCAAGAACGCUCAUACAAUUUAUUCCUUUUUUUUAGCUAGAUGUGGUCAAUUAAACUUAUCAGAAAGAUAAAAGCUUUCAAUUGUAUGUAUCUAUGGCUAUACUGAUUUGUUCACAGUUUCAAACCACAUUCACUUGUAUAAACCAUGAUCACACUAUUCAAG
Molecule: messenger RNA, 737 nt
Organism: Vigna angularis (adzuki bean)
Lineage: Eukaryota; Viridiplantae; Streptophyta; Magnoliopsida; Fabales; Fabaceae
Exons: 1
Coding region: 151-528 (125 amino acids)
Source: RefSeq, a predicted model, not a curated record